AUGAAUUUUGAUUUCAGAAAAUUUUGUAAAACAUUUUUAUUUGGUCAGUUUUUAUCACUUUUAUUAUGUGGUACUGGUGUUACUAGUGGACUUUUACAAAAGCAUGGUCUCAAUACUCCAACAGCUCAGUGUUUUUUAAACUAUAUUUUAUUAAGUGUUGUAUAUAGCAGCUAUCUGGCGUGUCGUAAAGAAACUGAGAGACCAUUAAUGUAUAUAAUUAAAACACAGGGAUGGAAGUACUUUCUUUUAGCCCUGGUUGAUGUUGAAGCAAAUUUUUUAGUUGUCAAGGCAUAUAGUUAUACCACAGUUACUAGUGUACAAGUUUUAGAUAGUUUUACCAUACCGUCUGUCAUGAUAUUAUCUUUUAUAUUUCUACGUGUUAAAUAUGGUUUGUUUCACAUAAGUGGUGCUGUUAUCUGCUUAUUUGGAAUUGGAGGGUUGAUUUUAUCUGAUGUUUUAACUAAAAACCAGACUAAUAAUUCACAACAUGAUCAAAUGGUAUUAGGUGAUAUUUUAUGUAUUUGUGGUGCUGUGUUGUAUAGUAUAUCUAAUGUAGGAGAGGAAUAUAUUGUUAAAAAGUAUGCUCGAACAGAGUUUUUAGGCAUGGUUGGAUUAUUUGGUAGUUUUAUUAGUGGUAUACAAGUAAUUAUUGUUGAAAGAAAUGGUUUUAAUGAUGUUGACUUCUGGACAGUUGAAAUAUUAUUACCAUGGUUACUGUAUACUGUCUGUUUAUUUUUACUCUAUUCCUGUAUGACUAUUGGUAUACAAUAUACAAGUGCCACUGCUAUGAACUUAGCAAUCCUUUCAGCUGAUUUUUACGCUCUUUUAGUUGGAGUAUUUGUGUUUAAUUAUACAUUCCAUGUUCUAUAUUUCGUUGCGAUGGCAGUAAUUAUUGGUGGAAUAAUAUUAUACUCAUUGAAACCUACAGAAAGUCGUGAUCCCCUUCCAGUUGCUGAUGAGGAUAAUAGCUGA
This is a messenger RNA of Lottia gigantea (owl limpet), 972 nucleotides long. RefSeq lists its product as hypothetical. Lineage: Eukaryota; Metazoa; Mollusca; Gastropoda; Lottiidae. Gene Ontology annotation, biological process: transmembrane transport. Gene Ontology annotation, molecular function: transmembrane transporter activity. The transcript has 7 exons. Gene Ontology annotation, cellular component: membrane. The coding region runs from base 1 to 972 and encodes 323 amino acids. The record is from RefSeq and is a predicted model, not a curated record.